Molecule: messenger RNA, 1209 nt
Organism: Suillus bovinus
Lineage: Eukaryota; Fungi; Basidiomycota; Agaricomycetes; Boletales; Suillaceae
Exons: 6
Coding region: 1-1209 (402 amino acids)
Biological process (GO): response to heat; protein refolding
Cellular component (GO): cytoplasm; nucleus; cytosol
Molecular function (GO): ATP binding; Hsp70 protein binding
Source: RefSeq, a predicted model, not a curated record
AUGGUCAAAGAAACGAAGUUUUAUGAUCUCCUGGAAGUUCCAGUAGAUGCUUCAGAGCCUGAUUUGAAGAAGGCAUACAGAAAAAAAGCCUUGAGACUACACCCCGACAAAGGUGGUGAUCCAGAACUCUUCAAGGAAGUUACACAUGCAUACGAGAUUCUUUCCGACUCUCAAAAGCGUAGUAUAUAUGAUGCUCGAGGUGAAGCUGGUCUUUCCGAGCAAGGUGGAAUGGGUGGGAUGGAUCCCCAGGACCUUUUCAGUCAAUUGUUUGGCGGCGGCGGAUUCUUUGGUGGUGGCGGCGGCGGCGGAAAUCGCCAGCAGUCUGCCCGCAAGACCAAGGACCUUGUACAUCGCGUAAACGUCACGCUUGAGGAUCUCUAUAAGGGCAAAACAACCAAACUUGCCCUUACUCGUAAUGCACUUUGCUCCAAGUGCCACGGUCGCGGUGGGAAAGAGGGCGCUGUGCGAUCAUGUUCUUCAUGCAAUGGACGUGGCAUCAAGGUCACGUUACGCCAGAUGGGCCCCAUGAUCCAGCAGAUACAGUCCGCCUGUGACGAAUGUUCGGGUACGGGAGAGGUGAUCAAUGCCAAGGAUCGUUGCCAGCAAUGCAAAGGCAAGAAAGUCAUGCCUGAGAAGAAGAUUUUGGAAGUGCACAUAGACAAGGGUAUGAAGGGUGGCCAGACGAUUGUGUUCAGCGGAGAAAGCGAUCAGUCGCCAAACGCCGAGUCAGGAGAUGUCGUUAUCGUCAUAGAAGAGAAACCUCAUGACCGCUUCAAACGUCAAGAGACCAAUCUCAUAACGGAACUGGAGAUAGAUCUAUUGACAGCCCUUGGCGGUGGACGAGUUGGGAUUCGUCACCUCGACGAUCGCGCCCUUAUUGUAAAUUUUGUUCCUGGCGAGGUUGUCAAAAACGAUGCUGUCAAAGUCAUACGCGGCCAGGGAAUGCCCUCUCAGCGACAUCAUGAGCCAGGAGAUCUGUUUGUGAAGUUCACUGUGAAUUUCCCUGAGCAUAUCGAUCCAGCUGUUAUCCCCUUACUUGAGAGGGCACUCCCACCACGAACAGAGAUCGAGAAAUUCCCUAAGAAUAUUCAUCUCGAGGAGGUGGAUCUAGACGAGCCCGACGCGCGAUCAAAGGCAAAUGCUAUGUCAGAUGAGUCGAUGGAGGAGGACCAUGAAGGAGAGCCUCGUGUUCAGUGCGCAAAUCAGUGA